Messenger RNA from Staurois parvus, 489 nucleotides. Lineage: Eukaryota; Metazoa; Chordata; Amphibia; Anura; Ranidae. The record is from the annotation of a GenBank genome assembly.
GGGGGGAAGUGUCCCAGACUGGAAGGGGGGGGAAAGUAUCCAGACUGGAAGGAGGGAAAGUGUCCGGACUGGAAGGGGGGGAAAGUGUCCAGACUGGAAGAGGGGAAAGUGUCUGGACUGGAAGGGGGGAAAGUGUCUGGACUGGAAGGGGGGGAAAGUGUCCGGACUGGAAAGGGGGAAAGUGUCCGGACUGGAAGGGGGGAAAAUGUCCGGACUGGAAGGGGGGGGGAGGAAGUGUCCGGACUGGAAGGGGGUGAAAGUGUCAUGACUGGAAGGAGGGAAAGUGUCCGGACUGGAUGGGGGGAAAAAGUGUCCGGACUGGAAGGGGGGGAAGUGUCCAGACUGGAAGGGGGGGAAAGUAUCCAGACUGGAAGGAGGGAAAGUGUCCGGACUGGAAGGGGGGGAAAGUGUCUGGACUGGAAGGGGGGAAGUGUCCGUUCUGGAAGAGGGGGAAAGUGUCCGGACUGGAAGGGGGGGGGAAUUGUCCGG